AGCUACCACACGCCUCUGACAUACACCAAACAAGCACAGCGUCACCAGAAAGACCAGCUCUGCAUAUAAACUUUAGGGAUGCAUUAUGGAUCACCACCAAACACCUGAAGGAGAUAAGAGCUGUUACCGCCACCUGUCUCACCUGCCGCUACCUGUGAAUCAUACACGGCCGAUGCUAAACACUGCACAAGCUCUUUAAUUACGAAGGAGCACUGGAGGACACUUACGUAUAAAUCACAUCAAUGAGAGUCUUGUAAACCCCGCCAGACACACGCGACUCACGCCAACACAGGUGUCCGUGCCUGGCUGCUCUGGACUUCAUUCUACGCACGAGUCGGAGACGCUGCGAGGACAAGCCACGCCCCGUCUCCCGAGUCCAUUCUUCGUGCACCCACAGACACACGCACGGACUCAACUCUCGCCAUCUGUCGGUGAGAAUCAUGAACGAGAAGACCAUGAUAAAAAUUGCUGCAGAACAGUGGCUGCCGUACACCUACGUCACCAAGGAGCCCGGGGGGAACCUGAGCGCGGGAGGACCAAUAGGAAAACUUCUUGAUAUAUUCGCCCAGUACCUAAAGUUCGAGUACGAGCUGGUGCGGCCCCCGGACUCGUACUGGGGCAUCAAAUUCCCUAAUGGCUCCUGGAAUGGCAUGGUGGGAAUGGUGCACCGUAACGAAGUGGAGAUGGCGCUGGGGCCCUUCGCGGUGACGGCGCAGCGGGAGGAGGACAUUGACUUCUCGAUGGCAGUGCUGACGGAUAACCAGGCCAUCAUCACUAUCAGACCCACGCUGCAGCAGGACGUGGCAGGUUUUCUCCGGCCCUUCGACUACAAGGUGUGGCUGCUGGUGCUGCUCAGCAUGGUGGGUAUGGCGUGCGGAAUGGUCGGCGUGGUGGAGGGCGAGGGGAAGGUCUUCUUUGAAAACCCUAAGAACAUCGUGUCUAAGACGUGUCUUUGGAUUUUGACCACGUUAACACAGGAAAGUUCCGAGUGGCUGCCGCCCCAUGACGCAGGUCGCGUGCUGGUCACCACCUGGAUGCUGGCGUCCCUGGUGUUCAUGUCCUCCUACGGUGGCAUCCUUACCGCCAUGCUCACCGUGCCGCGGGUCACCAUCCCCAUUGACUCCCUCGCAGACCUGGUGGCGCAAGACGACCUGCCCUGGAGGCUGGAGUCAGGGGCAACGAUGCUUACGCUGCUGCAGGAAUCCGAGGACGAGGUGCGGCAGAAGGCUUACCAUGGCAUGUCCGGCACCAUUCCUGACUGCUGGUCGGCGCGCCACGGCCUCAUCAAAGGGGAGUUUGCUGCCGUGUGUGACAUGAUGACAAUGAAGAAGACGAUCUCGUGGGACUUCAGCACCUCAGGCGAGUGUCACCUCUACAUCGCCAAUGAAAAGGUUUACUCCAACCUCAUGGUGUCCCUCGCCUUCCGUGUGGACUCCUUCCUCCUGGAGGGCGCCAAUGAAAUCAUCUCCAGGCUUCUCGAGGCGGGGAUCCUCAACCACUGGCUGAGCUCCGAGACUUCCAACACCACACAGUGCCUCAAGCCGCCCAGCGCUGACCGAAGCCAGGGCGUGGAGCCCCUGCCGCUCAGCUCCAUGUUGGGCACCAUUCUCCUCAUGGCGGGCGGUUGGUCACUGGCUCUUCUGAUCUUCAUUGGAGAGAACAUAAUGGUGGCCACCAUGACUCCAUCUCCACAUUCUGCGCUACGGUAACCGCCACCACCAUCACCACCACCACCAGGAUGACGUGACGCUCCACCACGAACAGGGCAACGUGUCACUCAGAUGUACCGGCGCUGGCUUGCAAUCUGUCAUAUCAAUAAACAAUGAAACCGAGGCAUCAUCACAAAGACCUUCAGUGAUCCCUGUUUGGUCUGUGAUUUGGUGAAUUGGUCGUUCCCUGUCAGGAAUUUGUGAGUAUUGACUGGAAUACGCAGUACAGUUCUGGUCACGAAACUACUAAAGACCAAAUUUAAUGGAAAGAAUAUAAAUCCCAGUCACAAAACAAGUGCCUACAGUGUGUGAUUUGUUGUAGAAAAAAGACUUAAGUUUUUAGACAUAUUCUCUCUCCAUGAACGAAGAUACUGGUCAAGGCUACGUCUCUGGUCUCCCAGUCUCCCAGUCUCCCAGGUCUAGCAAGGUUACAUUACGGAGCAUAUAUUUCAUUUCCACCUGUUAUGUCAUUGCUAUCAUGGCUGGCAGGUAUUAUAAUCAAUAACUCAAUCACUACAUAACAAAUGAUCAAAUUAAACAGGCAAUCAAACAAUAGCUAAUCGUACGGUCAAGGAGUUUCUAAUCAAUAAUCUCAUUUUAGUGUAUAUCAAGUAUCAUUGUUGAAGUGAGAGCAAAUUAAUAAGUAAAUUACCAAACAAUCACCGGAAUAAUUGACACAUAAGUAAAUAACCACAUAAGAACUAUUAGAAUUAUUUCAGUUUUCAAAUUCUCUGUUGCUCAAGUAGAAUUAAAUAAACAGUAAAUAAAUGAAGCAAUGAAAUAUCAAGCCAAAACUGACAAAGUAGCCCAUGAGAACCGGUUACACGGACCAUAACUUUGCAGUGAAUGAUGUUAACUGAAGUAAAAAAAGCAGAAAUGUGAGCAGAUUGAUGAACAGAAUGAAUAAAAACUCGUAGUUCAUGCAUAAUCUAAAUAUCUAACACAAACCCAUGCGGAAAACAUCAUAAGUCGUCACACUCACGAUAACUAGCUAGACAGUCAAGAACUUCACAAGGAGUGCUGUCAACUUCCUUCGACUCAGAUGAAAAAAAAAAAAAAGCAGGAUUGUACACAGAUUAAUGAGCAAGAUGAAUAAAAACCCGCAGCUCAUGCAUCAUCUACACUUCCCAUCUCGCGCCUCGACAUGCUGAGCGACAGUACACGCCUCGCAGCAACACGCAACACCUGGAAAUAAGACGUGGAGGCAAUAAUGUAUUCUUCUGCA
Scylla paramamosain (green mud crab) is the source of this 2934-nucleotide messenger RNA. Its product is annotated as glutamate receptor 4-like. Gene Ontology annotation, molecular function: ligand-gated monoatomic ion channel activity. The coding region runs from base 441 to 1709 and encodes 422 amino acids. The transcript is spliced from 11 exons. Gene Ontology annotation, cellular component: membrane. Lineage: Eukaryota; Metazoa; Arthropoda; Malacostraca; Decapoda; Portunidae. The record is from RefSeq and is a predicted model, not a curated record.